AUGACGGACCCAAUUGUCUCGUUUGGUGUUCAAAAGCUUUGGGAGCUCAUAACCCAAGAAUAUGAGCGACUGUCGGGGAUUAGAGAGCAAGUUACUGAGCUAAAAGCAGAUCUAGACAUUUUAAUGUGCUUUCUGACAGAUGCGGAUGCAAGGAAACAAACAACAGCACUUGCAAGAAAAUGCGUGGACGAGGUAAAAGAAAUCACAUAUGAUGCUGAAGAUAUAAUUGAAACCUAUCUUCUCAAGGGAGAACGAAGUGAAAGCAGUGGCAUCAAGAAUUACAUGAAAAGUCUUCAUUUUCAAUUUGUUCGUAGGGAUACUGCUUUUGAGAUAGCAAGCAUCAGCAAGAGAAUAUCCAAAGUGGUCCAGGUUAUGCGAGAUUUUGGCAUACAAUCGAACAUUAUUGAAGGUGGGUAUUCGCAAUUUCUACAAGAUAGAAAAAGGGAAGCGCGCCAUACAUUUUCUAGUGAAUUUGAAAAUAACCUUGUAGGCUUAGAGAAAAAUGUUAAGAGAUUGGCUGAGGAACUGGUGGAAAAUGAUCUCAGUCAUGGGGUAUCCAUAACUGGUUUGGGUGGUCUUGGCAAAACCACCCUCGCUCGACAGAUUUUUAAUCAUGAUACAGUAAAGCAUCAUUUUGACGGACUUGCAUGGGUGUGUGUUUCACAAGAUUUUACACGGAAGGAUGUGUGGCAAACGAUCUUGGGGAAUCUUAGUCCUGGAGAUAAAGAAUCAAACUUGCGGGAAGACGAAAUUCAAAAGAAACUCUUUCAUCUGUUGGAAACAAGAAAAGUUUUGAUCGUGUUUGAUGACCUAUGGAAAAAAGAAGAUUGGGACAGAAUAAAGCUCAUGUUUCCAGAGAGAAAAGCUGGUUGGAAGGUACUACUUACUUCACGCAACGACGCAAUACAUCCACAUUGUACGACCUUCAAACCAGAACUCCUAAUUCACGAUGAAUGUUGGGAACUCUUACAAAUGAUAGCAUUUCCUAAGAACGACACAACAAUCGGAUAUAAAGUUGAUGAAGAAAUGAUAGAGAUGGCUAAGGAGAUGGUUAAACAUUGUGGAAGACUACCAUUGGCUAUCAAAUUAUUAGGAGGGUUAUUAGCUGCCCAACACACAUCUCAUCAGUGGAAACUGAUAUCUGAGAAUAUCAAAUCUCACAUCUUGCUGGGAGGAGUCAGUUCCACUGUUGACGAUUGCAGUUCGGUUAAUUAUAUUCUGUCUUUGAGCUUUGAAGGAUUGCCAAGUUAUUUGAAGCAGUGCUUACUAUACUUGGCCUCUUCCCCAGAAGAUCAUAGAAUAAUCUUACGAAGAUUGUCUUAUGUCUGGGCUGCAGAAGGGAUGAUAAAACUUAGGCAUUACGAGGGAGCUACCAUUCGAGAUGUUGCUGAUCUCUACAUAGAAGAGUUAGUGAUGAGAAAUAUGGUUAUUUCUGAAAGAGACGUGGAGACUUCGAGAUUUGAAAAUUGUCAGUUGCAUGACUUGAUUAGAGAGAUUUGUUUGUUAAAAGCCAAGGAAGAGAACUUCUUACAGAUUGUUAGUGAUCCAACCUGCAGCUCAAACGUACACUCUCAGACAUCUAGCAAAUCACGCAGACUCGUCAUUUACGUCACACAGAGUUUUAACGGAGAGAGUGAGUUAAAGAAUUCUAAACUAAGAUCUCUCUUGUUUAUUGACGUUGGGAAUGAUAUAUAUAUGGGAUCAAACUUCAUGAAGUUACUACCAUUGUUGAGGGUUUUAGAUCUUGACUAUGUUAAAUUGAAGGGAGGGAAGUUACCAUCUAGCAUUGGAAAGCUCAUCCACUUGAAGUAUUUGAGUUUAUAUAUGGCAGAGGUAACUCAUCUACCUUCAUCCUUACGGAACCUGAAAUCGCUGCUCUAUUUAAAUCUAGAUGUUCGUGGUAAGCUAACCGACGUGCCCAAUGUCUUUAAAGAGAUGCUAGAAUUGAGAUACCUUCGUUUACCAGAACUGCCACACUGUCGAACAAAGUUGGAAUUGGGUAAUCUACUAAACUUGGAGAGACUGCAUAAUUUCUCAACAAUGCAUAGCAGCGUGACGGAUCUUCACCAUAUGACAAGACUAAGGAGUCUGCGUAUCAGUGGCAUGUGGGAUGUGGAAACUCUAACUUCAACUCUAAGUAGAUUGGAAAUGUUGGAAGAUCUUACUAUAAUUUACGUCAAUCAACUGAAGCUACCUGCUCUGCAACAUAUCCCUUCCCAUCUUACAACCAUAUAUCUAUCUGGUUGUUGUUUAGAGGAGGAUCCGAUGCCGAUUCUAGAGAAACUGCUACAAUUGAAAAGUGUUGUGUUGGGGUUGAAUUCUUAUGUUGGGAGGAGAAUGGAUUGCUCCGGUAGAGGGUUUCCUCAAUUGCAGAUUCUUAAAUUAGACUAUUUAUGCGAAUUGGAAGAGUGGGUAGUAGAAGAAGGCUCCAUGCCACUUCUUCAUACUCUCAUUAUUAAAUGGUGUCCAAAAUUGAAGAAGCUUCCUCUUGGCCAGCGAUUCAUCAUUCCUAAAUUGCAGAAACUUUCCAUAGGGUUCCUAAAAGAGUUGGAAGAGUGGAUAGUAGAAGAAGGCUCCAUGCCACUUCUUCAUACUCUGAAAAUUCGGAAUUGUGAUAUGUUAAAGGAGCUUCCUGAUGGGCUGAAAUAUAUCACUUCGUUAAAGGAAUUGAGUAUCCGCACACAAGAAAAAGAAUUACAGAAGAAAGUUUCCAAAGGAGGAGAAGAUUACUAUAAAAUCCAACACAUUCCUCUUCUUGACUAUGGCUGGCUACCAGAACCAGAAGAAAACGAGGGCAAUUAAUUCAUAUCUUCCCUGUUGGAUCGGUGAGUCUCUUUCGCAUUGCGUUGUUCUGUUUUGGUUCCCUAUCAAAACUAUUGGCUGUUGUUUGCACAUUCCUGUUAGUUAAUAUUAAACUAUUGGCUG
This is a messenger RNA of Capsella rubella, 2925 nucleotides long. Its product is annotated as putative disease resistance protein At1g59780. Gene Ontology annotation, molecular function: ADP binding. The record is from RefSeq and is a predicted model, not a curated record. The coding region runs from base 1 to 2802 and encodes 933 amino acids. The transcript is spliced from 4 exons. Lineage: Eukaryota; Viridiplantae; Streptophyta; Magnoliopsida; Brassicales; Brassicaceae. Gene Ontology annotation, biological process: defense response to other organism.